This is a messenger RNA of Rotaria sp. Silwood2, 1497 nucleotides long. The record is from the annotation of a GenBank genome assembly. Lineage: Eukaryota; Metazoa; Rotifera; Eurotatoria; Philodinida; Philodinidae.
AUGGCGAGUGGUGAUAAUAUGAAUAGUGUAGUUUCUCAAGCUGUUGUACCCGAUGGUGAUUGGGGAUGGGUUAUUGUAUUUGCAACCUUUAUGAUACAUUUUAUAAUUCAUGGAUUUUAUAUGUUAAUAGGUAUUGGUUUUGGAUUAAUCUAUUUACCAGCUAUUGUUUCUGUUAGUUUCUAUUUUGAAAGUAAACGUUCUUUUGCUAUGGGUAUUGCGGUUUGGGGCUCAUGUUGGGGUACACUUGUAUUUCGAACUACUAUGUCAUAUAUUAUAAAUGCACCAUUAUGGUUUGGUUAUGAACGUGCUCUUCUACUUGAGGCAAUAGUUAUCUUUAUUUGCGUUAUAUUUGCUGCUUUAAUGAUUCCAUUGCCACAAGAGCCAAGCGAAAGAAGACGGAUAGAACGAAAAACACGAGAAAAUACUAAACGGCGAGGACUCAAAACAGAAACUACAAUUAGUCGAAAUAGUGAGCAACAAAGUCAAUUACUUUCAACAAAUCGAGAAAGUCAGAUCUCAUGGCAAGAAGUAAGUGUAGUUUCAACAGAAUCAACUGCAGUUGUUCCUGUUGAACAAGAAUGUAUACUAUCGAAUGCUACACAUCGAACAUCAUUGCCAAAUUUGAAGAAAAAUGACCUCUAUAGUAAUAAUCCUACAGAUGAAACUCUUUCGACAUCUCGUGAAAAUGUGUUAAAAACAAUAACAAUUGAUCUACCAGUUGUAAUUUCACAGAAAGAUGCAAUUUAUCAAGAUAGUUUGCAUAAUAUUCCGUUAAAUAACGACGAUACUGAUGAAUAUCAUUGUCAAAUUAUAAAAAUAAGUGAUAUGAAAAAUGAAACAAUUACAAAAGUUACAGAAAAGUCAUUUCUUGCAAAAACUGUUGAGCAAAUUGAUUUUAGUUUACUAAAAAAUGCUGCUUUUGCUUUAUUUGUUAUAUCAAAUUCUCUAACAAGUCUUGGUUUUUAUGUUCCAUACACUUUCGCUUAUGACUUAGCUACCAAUGCUGAAGUUAUUGAACAUCAAAGACAUUGGAUAAUUAUAUCUAUUGGUAUAGGCAAUCAUUUUGGUCCAGUUAUUAUCGGUUAUUUAGCUGAUCGAUCAUGGGUUAAUCGCUUAACAUUAUACAAUAUAGCAUUAAUAAUUGCUGGUAUAACGACAAUGUUUGCACCAUUUUGUAAUUCUUAUGUUCAUGCACAUAUGACUUAUGCUUUAUUAUUUGGAUUUUUUUCUUGUGGUUAUGUUGUUUUAACACCAAUUAUUAUUGUAGAUCUGGUUGGUAUUGAUAAAUUAUCUGAUGCUUUUGGUGUUCUUUUAUUAUUUCGAGGUAUUGCUGCUGCGAUUGAAACACCAAUUGUUGGCACAGGGCGUGAUGCUUUUCCAAGUUCUGAUCGACCAUAUCUCUGGCCAUAUCUAAUAUCUGGUGGUUCACUUUUAUUAAAUGGCCUUAUUUUAUUUGCUAUUCCAGGAUUAAAACGACGAAGAGAACGUUGUCAAUAA